Molecule: messenger RNA, 681 nt
Organism: Ruditapes philippinarum (Manila clam)
Lineage: Eukaryota; Metazoa; Mollusca; Bivalvia; Venerida; Veneridae
Exons: 4
Coding region: 112-627 (171 amino acids)
Source: RefSeq, a predicted model, not a curated record
UUAAAACGUGUUAUUAUUUAACUGAUGAGCGGACAGCUCAUAUAAAAAGAUGUUCAAUUGACACUUUGGCUAAACAUACAUUUAGUACUGCCUUUGCAAAGGAUUGCAAUAAUGGGUGCUUUAAAAUCACUUGCUUGCUGCUGUCUGUGUCUGGUGGUUUGCUUUUUGCCAGAUUUUACAGUUGCCCAAUACCUUUCAUCAGCAUUUGGAGCGAUGCGAGGAGGAGUCAUGUACCCUGGAUAUCCUGGAUAUCCAUCACCAGCAAUAUACCCACCAGCCGACAUGUAUCCAUCAGGAGUCAUAUAUCCCGGUAUGGACAUGUAUGACCCUUAUCUUGAACGAGGACGACCAAUUAUAGGCGGGGAUCUUAUCCAUCGUCCUGCCGUUGUAAGCGAUAGGUCAGACAGAACUGUAGAACACAUAAAUAUAUCCAACAACAACCAAAAUAUUCGUGAAGAAGUUGGUUCCGGAAACGUUGUCGUAAAUCAAGUUACAUCAAAUAAUGCAAUGUGUAAUUGCCAAAUUGGUAGAUUUGAUCAGUGUCCGUAUCCUGAACGAUGUGUUAGUGAGGGAACAUGUACAGGAGGAAGUGGAAUUUGCCGGAACCCUGGAUUGUUUAUGAUAUAGAUGUUAAUUGUUUUCAUAUAUUUUUAUACAAUAAAAUAAUACAUUAAUAUAAAA